Trichechus manatus latirostris (Florida manatee) is the source of this 708-nucleotide messenger RNA. RefSeq names its product serine protease 37 (gene PRSS37). The record is from RefSeq and is a predicted model, not a curated record. The transcript is spliced from 5 exons. Gene Ontology annotation, biological process: proteolysis; positive regulation of acrosome reaction. Gene Ontology annotation, molecular function: serine-type endopeptidase activity. Gene Ontology annotation, cellular component: acrosomal vesicle. The coding region runs from base 1 to 708 and encodes 235 amino acids. Lineage: Eukaryota; Metazoa; Chordata; Mammalia; Sirenia; Trichechidae.
AUGGAAUUUCUCUUCUUUGUGGGGGUCCUUGCUGGUACUUUUUUCUCUGCUCAUUCAUCAGUGCAGAAGGAAGAUCCCGCUCCCUAUUUGGUGUACCUCAAGUCUCAAUUCAAUCCCUGUGUGGGGGUCCUCAUCAAAAGUAGCUGGGUGCUGGCCCCAGCCCACUGCUACUUACCAAACCUAAAAGUGAUGCUGGGAAACUUUAAGACCAGAGUCAGAGAUGGGACCGAGCAGGUGAUCAACCCCAUCCAGAUAGUGCGCUACUGGAACUACAAUCACAGCAACCCCCAGGAUGACCUCAUGCUCAUCAAGCUGGCCAAGCCUGCCAUCCUCAACCAGAAGGUUCAGCCCCUCCCCCUCGCCACCAGCAAUGUGCGACAGGGCACCAUGUGUCUGCUCUCAGGGCUGGACUGGAGCCAAGACAACAGCGGCAGGCACCCGGACCUGCGGCAGAACCUGGAGGCCCCAGUGAUGUCCGACAAGGAGUGCCAGCAAACAGAGCAAGGGAAAAGCCACAGGAACUCUUUGUGUAUCAAGUUCGUGAAAGUGUUCUCCCGCGUUUUUGGGGAAGUAGCCGUCGCUACUGUCAUCUGCAGAAACAAGCUGCAGGGGAUCGAGGUCGGGCACUUCAUGGGGGGUGAUGUGGGCAUCUACACCGAUGUCUAUAAGUAUGUGUCCUGGAUCGAGAGCGUCACCAAAGACAAGUGA